Messenger RNA from Labrus mixtus (cuckoo wrasse), 1669 nucleotides. RefSeq names its product tetraspanin 36 (gene tspan36). The transcript has 7 exons. NCBI's taxonomy places the organism in Eukaryota, Metazoa, Chordata, Actinopteri, Labriformes, Labridae. Gene Ontology annotation, cellular component: membrane. The coding region runs from base 137 to 877 and encodes 246 amino acids. The record is from RefSeq and is a predicted model, not a curated record. Gene Ontology annotation, biological process: regulation of vascular endothelial growth factor signaling pathway; protein maturation; protein localization to plasma membrane.
UCUCUGCAGACACAUUGAGGAAACUUGUGACCACACAGCAGCAGCAGCAGCAGCUCGGCUCUGCACUAAAGAUAAAACCAGGACUUCACAGACACAGCUCCUUCAAUCUCCUCAGCUCAGCCACACAGACAACAACAUGGAUUGCGGGAUUUUCACCUCCAAGACCGUCCUCCUCUUCCUCAGCUUGAUAUUUUGGGCUGCAGGAGCGUUGAUGGCCUACGUCGGAGCCUAUGUGAUCAAGAGUUAUGACAACUUCAACAACUUCAUCCAGGACAAGUACACUCUGAUCCCAGCGGCGAUCAUUAUCGGCGUCAGCGUUGUCAUGUUCAUUUUUGGUCUGCUGGGAUGCUUUGCAACUCUCCGGGAGUCCAGAGUCGGCCUUAGCUUUUUCUUCCUGUUCAUCAUGGUGAUCUUUGCGGCUGAAGUUGCUGCUCUGGUAUUCAGCUUCAUCUACCAAUACAAGAUAAGCGGCGACCUGCAGCGCUCCAUGAGUGAGGUCUUUGAUAGGUAUGAUGGAGAGGACGCUGAGACCAAAGCUGUGGACUACCUGCAGACUCAGUUGCAGUGCUGUGGUGUCAGAAAUUACACCAGCUGGUCCAGCACAACCUGGUAUGCGAACCACAACAACACGGUGCCUCUGAGCUGCUGUAAAAACGACACCGCCGCACAGUGCACGGGCAGACUGGCCCAAGUAGACCUGCUCAACACUGAGGGCUGUGAGUCUAAGCUGGAGGUCCUCCUACAGGAUGUUUUGGGUUAUGCCAUGCUGGUCAUCCUGGGCUUUGCAAUCAUAAAGUUCUUCGGGAUGCUGAGCGUGUGUGUGAUCACCUGUCGAGCCAGCAGUCGGAGGAGUGGCUACCAGCCUCUAUAUGCCUGAUGCACCUCCUGCAGCCACCACCCACCUCCUCCUGUCGCUUGACUAGCUUUGCUGACUACUUCAUCAGCAAAAUGCAGAAUCAUCCAGACUGAACAUUGUACAAAAUCUGAGUUUAUUUUGUUUAUGGCCGAUAUGGUAUGUAGAAAAGUCUUAGUCUAAAGGGGGUCACUAAAGAAAGAGCAUUCCUCCACUAAAAACACGAGUUAAAUGUUUCUCAAAGUUAUUAAAUCAUUUAAUUGAAUACGAACAUGGAUUUCAAUUUGAUUUUUUAGUCGUAAUUUUCCAUAUUUGGAGAUGCUUGUGUCCCGUCUCAGCCCAGAUGCGGCCUAUAUUUGUGAGAGGACCCAGUUUGGAGAGUGAUUCAGUCAUAGAAAAUGUUGAUCCCUGUAGUAUUUAGUUUCUUUCUGUAAAGCAUCUGUUAGUUUCUUAAACUGUCUGGAAACCUGGUGCAAAAACUGUGACAUGACUAGAGAGGAAAUGUAACUGAAAAAGAAAAUAUAUAUUUGGGACAUCAAGGUGCUUACUUGUAUAUCUCGCCGUGCCGUCUCUGCUCUGUCAUGUAGAUAUUCUUUAAAAGAACAAUAUUGUUUGGAAUAUAUUCAAGAUUCAAAUUUGAGCUUUAUAUUCAGCUUUUAGUGAUUGUGAGCAAAAGGACAGCGGUUGUAUGUCUGGUAUUUAGCUGUGUAUAAGUACAUAAACAUAUAUGCAAUUUAAACUGUAUUGAAUGACAUUAAUACAUAGGAUGACUUUGGUUGUGUUUAUUUUAUUUCUAAAUUAAACAGCUGAAAAUGA